Ramularia collo-cygni is the source of this 558-nucleotide messenger RNA. RefSeq lists its product as uncharacterized. NCBI's taxonomy places the organism in Eukaryota, Fungi, Ascomycota, Dothideomycetes, Mycosphaerellales, Mycosphaerellaceae. Bases 1 to 558 code for a protein of 185 amino acids. The record is from RefSeq and is a predicted model, not a curated record. The transcript has a single exon.
AUGUCAGAAAUCUGUAGCACCUGCUACCAGUCCAUUGGCAGUUGCUGCUGUGCCCACGGCACCUCCACCACCAGCUCGUAUGGCAGCUCUAGCUCCUACGGCAUCUCCAGCGCGUAUGGCAUGUGCUCCUACGGCACCCCUCCCUGGGCCACGGGGCCCACCUACCGUCCAACCACUAGGGACACCCCUGAAAACAGCUACAACAUCAUCUCACCGGCCUACUCGGCCUACUCCCCGACUUGCUCAAAAUGCAAGCGGGAGUUCAACGACUGCCGCUGCCCGGCCAAACUCACUACUCCCACCAACUCUGAGACUUGCUCAAUUUGCAAGCAAAAUAUCAGUGAUUGCUCUUGCGCCGUCAAGAACAGCACUUCCUCCACCAUCUCUUCUGAUGCUUGCGCAAUCUGCAAGCAAAACAUCAGCGACUGCUCCUGCGCAGUCAAAAACUCUGUCCCUCCCACUAACUCCGAGGUCUGCUCGACCUGCAAGCAGCCACUCGCUGAGUGCUCUUGCGACAUCGAGAAGGCCUCGGUUUGGUUCAAUGCUUACCGCGGUUAG